This is a messenger RNA of Hyposmocoma kahamanoa, 1503 nucleotides long. RefSeq lists its product as uncharacterized. NCBI's taxonomy places the organism in Eukaryota, Metazoa, Arthropoda, Insecta, Lepidoptera, Cosmopterigidae. The record is from RefSeq and is a predicted model, not a curated record. The transcript has 3 exons. Bases 1 to 1503 code for a protein of 500 amino acids.
AUGGUGUUAUGGCUAACCUCCUUCCCUUCAAACCAUGACAGACAAAAGAAAAUAUCGACCCCGAGUUCAGGCAGGGGUGCGACAAGUAAUCCCUGGGAGUUAACCAACUGCUACAAAUUGAAACUUUUAACCUACAACAUACAGUCGCUGUCGUCGGAUGAUGGGCUAGUAGAACUAGAGACCGAACUUGGUAACGUCAAAUGGGAUAUCCUACGAUUGUACGAAAUUCGGCGCAAUGGGGAGGAAUUGUUAACUCUGAAGUCGGGCCACAUUUUAUACUACCGCGAAGGCUCAAAACCCGGUAUUGAAGGAAUUGGCUUUAUGGUGAACCAAGCCAUAAAAGAUUGUGUCGUUGAAAUAAACAGCAUCUCAUAUCGUCUUGCUUACGUGAUACUAAGACUUAGUAAAAUGUAUAAACUAAAAGUUAUCCAGGCAUAUGCCCCGACAUUGAGCCACCUGGACGAGACUGUUGAAGAGUUCUACGAGGAUCUUAGAACCCUGAACGAUAAAGUUAAGACCAAAUAUACCAUAAUAAUGGGCGACUUCAACGCGCGAGUUGGCACUACCGGUAGUGACCAUCGCCUGGUGAGAGCUGACAUAUGCAUAAAGCUAAGAACAGCGCGAAGGAAUCUUAUUGUAAAGAAACACCUGCCAGCCGACACCAAAUGCAAAAUAUUGCGAGUUAACGAAGAUCUCUAUAAAAAUGCCGUGGAGGCAAAGAUUAACCACGAACAAUUAACCACCAUGACCGUAGAUGUGAUCAACGACAAACUAACAGCAGCACUAACUCUGAGCCUUGAUGAAAUUACUCCAAGUGUUCUACCAAGUCAACCAUCUAAAUUAACACCAGAAAAUAUAAAGAUGAUGCACCAAAGACGGUCGCUAUGCAGUGAGGGAAAAAUAGGCAGUCAAGAAUACAGAAACCUGCAAAAACAAAUCCGUAUACAGACUCGAAAUGACAUGAUGGACCAUAACACCCGUAGCAUACAAGAGUCUUUAGAAAAGAACAACAGCCGAAGACUCCUAAAGCUGGAGCAACGCAAACUGCCUCUGUGGCCGAACGUACUAGAAUGCAUAUUCCAACAGAUGCAGUGGACUGGGAAGGGGUUGAUGAUCGAUGGAGAGAGACUUACCAAUCUGAGGUUUGCUGACGAUAUGGUUCUGAUUUCUGAAAGUAUCGAGUAUUUGCUGACGAUGCUAGAGGAUUUGAGGGUGAAAUCAGAAAAGACUGACCUUAAAAUGAACAUUGGGAAAACCAAAAUCAUGACCAACAUUCCUGAAGUCACAAACUACCAGCUUCCAGUGGAGAAAGUGACCGAAUACAUAUACUUAGGAUAUAAGGUUACGUUGGGCUUUGAGAACCAAACAGCGGAAGUGGAACGACGGGUAGUUCAGGCGUGGGCUGCUUUCGGUGCCAACAAACAAACGCUAUGUGGCAAAAUACCCCUACAUCUCAAAGUUAGUCUUCGAACAAUGUGUCAUGCCCGUGCUCGUCUAUGGUAA